Messenger RNA from Uloborus diversus, 485 nucleotides. RefSeq names its product probable RNA-binding protein EIF1AD. NCBI's taxonomy places the organism in Eukaryota, Metazoa, Arthropoda, Arachnida, Araneae, Uloboridae. Gene Ontology annotation, biological process: translational initiation. Gene Ontology annotation, cellular component: nucleus. Gene Ontology annotation, molecular function: translation initiation factor activity; RNA binding. The record is from RefSeq and is a predicted model, not a curated record.
AUGUCUCGCACCACCAAGAAGAAAUAUGUUGUGGAUGAAGUACUGAAUAAAUAUGAUCUUCCUACAAGUGAACAGAAAAUAGUUAAAGUAAUAAGAAGUUGUGGUAAUAAUUUACAUGAAGUUGUUACUUCUGACGGAGAACAGUUUUUAGCCAGCAUGCCCAUGAAGUUCCGAAAGCACAUCUGGAUCAAAAGAGGAAAUUUCGUUGUUAUUGAUCCUAUUGCAGAAGGUGUGAAAGUUAAGGGAGAAAUUGCCCAAAUUUUGUUCAAGGAUCAAAUAAACUAUUUUAAAGAGCAAGGCAUUUGGCCAAAAGGUUUUCUUGAAGAUGCCACUUUUAAGAAGCAGCGUCAAAAUUCAAACUCUGAUGAUGAAUUAUUUGUAAAUACUAACAGACCUUGUAUAGACUCUGAGUCUGAAACUGAAUCAGAUUCUUGCUCAGAAAAUGAUGGUGAAUAAUUUUUAUUAAUAAAAAUAUGAAAAUGGUU